Drosophila santomea is the source of this 758-nucleotide messenger RNA. RefSeq names its product succinate dehydrogenase [ubiquinone] cytochrome b small subunit, mitochondrial (gene SdhD). The record is from RefSeq and is a predicted model, not a curated record. Bases 116 to 664 code for a protein of 182 amino acids. Gene Ontology annotation, molecular function: heme binding; ubiquinone binding. Gene Ontology annotation, cellular component: mitochondrial envelope; membrane. The transcript has 4 exons. Gene Ontology annotation, biological process: tricarboxylic acid cycle; mitochondrial electron transport, succinate to ubiquinone. NCBI's taxonomy places the organism in Eukaryota, Metazoa, Arthropoda, Insecta, Diptera, Drosophilidae.
AGCUGACUACACUUUAAACAGUGUUGUGUAAUUUUUUAAACAAAUCGGCCCAAACCGAACGGAGCAAAGAAUUUUUAUUUUGAGCUGAAAAUUCUCAAUUCUUACACAUCCCAACAUGACCCUCUCGUUGCUCCUGCGUAGCGCUGUUCGUUGCAAUGCCGCAAAUAUUGUUAAGUCGGCUCGCAUCACGCCCCUGAAGAGCUACUCCACCCUGGUGGCCAAUGUUCAGCGAAAGGCGGUGGUCCAGCCCCUUGCCGUGGCCAAGAUUGCAGCGCCCGUCGUGCGCGAGAUCUCCGUGAGUGCACCUCGUAUGGCUGCCGCUGGAUCCAGUCACACCCUCCUCUGGACUGUGGAGCGGAUUGUGUCCGCCGGCCUGUUGGCCGUCAUUCCAGCUGCCUUCAUAGCUCCAUCCCAGGUCUUGGACGCUCUUUUGGCCAUCUCCGUCGUCAUCCACACCCACUGGGGUGUUGAGGCCAUGGUAGUGGACUACAUGCGGCCAUCUGUCGUUGGAAACGUCCUGCCCAAGGUAGCCCACAUUGCGCUGAUCAUCAUCUCGGUGGCCGCACUGGGUGGCCUUUUCUACUUCAUCCAGAACGAUGUGGGUCUGGCCAAUGGCAUCAAGCGAUUCUGGGCCAUCAAGGGCAAGGAUACACAGAAGGCUUAAAUGUCAACGGAGCAACCAGUUGACGAACCACGAAACACCAGUUAUUUAUUCUUAGUUUCGCGAUAAGCAUUAAAUAAAGAAUUGUAAAAAGUCA